AUUAGCCCAGGCCCAUUGGCCUAACAUCACUAUUUAAGUCAGUUAAGAUUGGUCGAAUUAGGGUUUUGCUUCGCUCACUCGGUCUCAUCUUGUAGUUUCACCUUCGGAAGCCGCGCUCAAUCGUGAGCAACCAUGAUCAUUCCCAAGAAGAACCGCCAUGAGAUCUGCAAGUACCUCUUCCAGGAGGGGGUGCUUUACGCGAAGAAGGAUUAUAACCUCGCCAAGCACCCGGAGAUCGACGUGCCGAACCUUCAGGUGAUCAAACUGAUGCAAAGCUUCAAGUCGAGAGAGUACGUGAGGGAGACCUUUGCGUGGCAGCACUACUAUUGGUAUCUCACCAAUGAUGGUAUUGAGUUCCUAAGAACCUAUCUUAAUCUUCCCUCGGAAAUUGUCCCUGCAACCUUGAAAAAAUCUGCAAGACCGCCUGCACGUCCAUUUGGAUCUGGUCCUCCUGGUGACCGCCCAAGAGGGCCACCACGGUUUGAGGGUGAUAGACCAAGAUUUGGAGAUAGGGACGGAUACCGUGGAGGACCUCGGCCUGGAGGCCCCCCAGGUGAAGCUGGUGACAAGGGCGGCGCGCCGCCUGAAUUCCAACCUUCUUUCAGGGGUGCAGGUGGUGGCCGGCCUGGAUUUGGCCGCGGAGGUGGAGGAUUUGGAGGUGGUUCUGCAUCUGCUACAUUCCAGUAGAUUUAGCCGAAGUUACUCUGCGCGCACAAACACAUCGAGCACUUAGUGAUGCUUUUGCUUUGGUGAUUAUUGAGUUGAUUGGUGUUUGUAGUAUCUGCAGUUCAGAUGCAUGGUACAUUGGUAGUUGACACUUGCCCUUGAUUAGAAGUUGCAAUUUUCAGUUGAUUUUUUUUUAA
Messenger RNA from Zingiber officinale, 863 nucleotides. RefSeq names its product 40S ribosomal protein S10-1-like. NCBI's taxonomy places the organism in Eukaryota, Viridiplantae, Streptophyta, Magnoliopsida, Zingiberales, Zingiberaceae. Bases 133 to 687 code for a protein of 184 amino acids. The record is from RefSeq and is a predicted model, not a curated record. Gene Ontology annotation, molecular function: structural constituent of ribosome; RNA binding. The transcript has 5 exons. Gene Ontology annotation, cellular component: cytosolic small ribosomal subunit.